AAUAGUGAAAGUAAAAUGAUUAUCCAUCGAAUGUAUUGUAUUUCAUCAAAUAGGGGGUAGAAAGACUCUAUGGGAAAAUGGUGGUUCCGUUCGAUGUUGUCUAACGAGAAGUUAGAACAUAGGUGUGGGCUAAGUAAAUCUAGGUGUGGGCUAAGUAAAUCAAUGGAUAGUCUUGAUGGUAUUGGACAUACCAGUAGAAGUGAACAACCUAUUCUAAACGAUACGAAGAACGAUACGAAGAAAAAGAUUCCUAGUUGGAAUCAUAGUGGUAAUUAUAGUUUCACUAAUGUUGAUUCUUUAUUUGAAAUCAAGGAUAUUUGGAGUUUGAUCUCUGAUGACACUUUUUUAGUUAGGGAUAGUAAUGGUGACAGUUACUCUGUAUAUUUUGAUAUUGAAAAUCAGAUUUUUGAGGUUGACAAUGAUAGUUCUUUUCUGAGUGAACUAGAAAAAAAACUUUCUAGUUAUUUGAGUAGGGGGUCUAAGAAAAAGAAUCACUACUAUUAUCAUUACAUGUAUGAUACUCAAUCUGGUUGGAAUAAUCACAUUAAUAGUUGCAUUGAUAGUUAUCUUCGUUUUGAAGUCAGUAUUAAUAGUUCUAUUUCGGGUAGUACCAACAAUUACAGUGACAGUUACUUUUAUAACUUCAUUUGUACUGAAAAUAGAAAUAGUAGUGAGAGCGGUAGGUCUAGUAAAAGAACUAGAAAAAAUUUCAAUGAUUUCCAUGAAGAGGUGGAAUCCGAUUUCCAUGAAGAAGUAGAAUUCCACGAAGAAGUAGAAUCCGACUUCCAUGAAGAAGUAGAAUCCGAUUUCCAUGAAGAAGUAGAAUUCCACGAAGAAGUA
Messenger RNA from Musa acuminata AAA Group (dessert banana), 840 nucleotides. RefSeq names its product acetyl-coenzyme A carboxylase carboxyl transferase subunit beta, chloroplastic-like. The record is from RefSeq and is a predicted model, not a curated record. The transcript has a single exon. NCBI's taxonomy places the organism in Eukaryota, Viridiplantae, Streptophyta, Magnoliopsida, Zingiberales, Musaceae. The annotation marks the transcript as partial.